AUGUGGAAGCCGACACGAGCUGAGCGAAAUCUCUCUGAGCUUAAAUUCGCCCUGGUUCGUGUUUCCUGUCUUUCGGCCCAUGAUGCCUUGACUAUUAUCCGCAAUGCCCUCAGUUUGCCCAAAUUGAUGUACUUCCUGCGUACAUCUAAACACAUUGACCCUUCUAAAUUGGGCGAAUUUGACGGAGCCCUGCGCACCGCCCUGCCGUCGAUUUGCAAUGUUCAGGAACCAUCCGGCAUUUCUGCGCAUGAUGGUAGGCGCCCGGACGGAUGCACGCUAAUACCUUGGAGAGCCGGCAGAUGUUUGGCGUGGGAUGUUACGGUCCCUGGCACCCUCGCCGAACGAUACGUAAACCUGACAAGUAAAGAAUGCGGUUUGGCCGAGGCCAGGGCAGCGGACGAGAAAAUGAAAAAAUAUGGGAACGCCCUCCCCUCGAUGGAAUUCUUGCCAAUAUUCAUCGAGGUUCUUGGCCCGAUGGACCCCAAACACCCUUAA
Molecule: messenger RNA, 495 nt
Organism: Helobdella robusta
Lineage: Eukaryota; Metazoa; Annelida; Clitellata; Rhynchobdellida; Glossiphoniidae
Exons: 3
Coding region: 1-495 (164 amino acids)
Source: RefSeq, a predicted model, not a curated record